Molecule: messenger RNA, 627 nt
Organism: Budorcas taxicolor (takin)
Lineage: Eukaryota; Metazoa; Chordata; Mammalia; Artiodactyla; Bovidae
Product: neuferricin-like
Exons: 1
Coding region: 168-623 (151 amino acids)
Source: RefSeq, a predicted model, not a curated record
GUCGCGCCGGUGACGUCGCGGCCGCUUCUCUGCCAUCUUAGCUGUGGACGAGAGGUAGCAACUUCGGAGGAGCCAAGAGGGGCCGAGAUGCAUCCAGAGCAUUUGUGACCGGGGACUACUCUGAAGCAGGCCUUGUAGAUGAUGUAUCCGACCUGUCAUUUUCUGAGAUGCUGACACUCCAAAACUGGCUUUCAUUCUAUGAGAAGAAUUACAAAUUCAUUGGAAGGGUGAUAGGAAGGUUCUAUGGAGAGGAUGGGCUCCCCACCCCAGAACUGACCCAGGCAGAAGCCAUGAUGACCAAAGGCUUGGAAGCAGACAGACAGGAGCUGACAGAGAAGCAGAGGUUCCCACCGUGCAACGCUGAGUGGAGCUUCAUCAGGGGUAGCCGGUUCUGGUGUUCCCAACAGAGUGGAGGUGUGAGCAGAGACUGGAUCGGCGUUCCCAGGAAGCUGUUUAAGCCAGGUGUCAAGCCCCACUGCGUGUGUGUGAGAACAACUGGCCCCCCGAGUGACCAGUCACCGGAAAACCCUCCGCACAGAAAUCGUGGGGACCUGGACCACCCCAACUUGGAGGAGUACCCAGGCUGCCCACCCCUCUCCAUCACAUGCUCUGUCCCCCUCUAAGCUG